Molecule: messenger RNA, 1959 nt
Organism: Salmo salar (Atlantic salmon)
Lineage: Eukaryota; Metazoa; Chordata; Actinopteri; Salmoniformes; Salmonidae
Source: RefSeq, a predicted model, not a curated record
AUGUGUGUGUCUGCAGGAACAUGGAGUGGCUGCAGGGUGGCCACAGCUGUCAGUGAGUCAUCAUCCAUCCACAGUGAUGCCCUGUUCGACCCGGGGCCUGGUCUGGACCGGGACAUCUCUCUGGGCUCUACAGGGCCUGGUCUGGGUCUGGACCGGGACAUCUCUCUGGGCUCUACAGGGCCUGGUCUGGACCGGGACAUCUCUCUGGGCUCUACAGGGCCUGGUCUGGACCGGGACAUCUCUCUGGGCUCUACAGGGCCUGGUCUGGGUCGGGACCGGGACAUCUAUCUGGGCUCUACAGGGCCUGGUCUGGACCGGGACAUCUAUCUGGGCUCUACAGGUCCUGGUCUGGACCGGGACAUCUCUCUGGGCUCUACAGGGCCUGGUCUGGGUCUGGACAUAGACUCCCUACAGGAGCGGACACACACACGCUACAGAAUGCAUCAUCAAUACGGCAGCCAAGACAAGAUUCCGGGUGGGGGCGUUGGUCCAGCGGCCCCCCAGGAUGGCCAAAGGUCUUGUCAGUUCUUCUCCGACGGCCGGAGGAAAGUGGACUAUGUUCUGGUUUUCUACCAACGCAAACAGAUCUCUGUGAGGGGCGGCGACCGUCUGCACCGUCUCUCCGCCCCUCCACACCCUCCUCAUCGCCUCUCCGUCGUCUCCAACGGUAGCUCCCCCCCCUCCGGCCCCGUGGGGGGUUUGGGAUGUGUUGCCGGGCAGCGGAGUGCGGGGGACGGGGAGGUGUGUGUGGACCUGGGCGUGGCCGUGGAAUUAGAGGCGAACCCAGCUGACGGAGAGAUGGUGCUGAUCAGGGAGGAGUUUGAGGCCAGGCUACUUGAGGCGGGGCUUGAGAUGGAGAGAGACACAGAGGUCAGGGUCUACGGGCCCAGCUUCACGAGACUCCAUGUCCCCUGGCCGGUCCUGAGCAGAGAGGCAGAGUUCCUCAAGAUCAAAGUCCCCACUAAGAAGAGCUAUGAUCUGAAGCAGGAGCAUGGGUUCAGUGCCAGCCUCAGUGAGUUCUGGAGGAAGGUGAACCAGCCGUUCCAGCCCAACAUCCCCCAGCCAGGCCACAGCACCACCAAGCAGCUCUCUCACUGCUUCUCCAGGGACAAACUACACUUAUUUAACAUCUCCUCUAAAGAUACCUUCUUUGACAACGCAACACGCAGUCGAAUAGUGUACGAGAUCCUGAGACGGACCCCCUGCACACGCACCUGCCAAUCUAUGGGCAUCACCACGUUAAUAGCUAAAGGUGUCUAUGACUCUGCCUUCCCUCUCCACGAUGGGGAUUAUAAGGUCGUGGGUCGCUCGGAGAGGAACGACAGACAGCUGCUGCAUGAUGAGUGGGCCAGAUAUGGAGCCUUCUACAAAUACCAACCUGUGGACCUCAUCAGGAAGUACUUUGGAGAGAAGAUCGGUCUGUACUUCGCCUGGCUGGGCGUCUACACCCAGCUGCUCAUACCGGCCUCUCUGGUCGGGAUUAUUGUCUUCUGCUACGGCUGUUACACUGUGGAUAUGGACGUACCCAGCCUGGAGAUGUGUGAUGAGCAGCAGAACUUCACCAUGUGUCCUCUGUGUGACGGAGUGUGUGACUACUGGCACCUGUCCACCGCCUGCGGCACGGCCCGCGCCUCGCACCUGUUCGACAACCCUGCUACUGUAUUCUUCGCCAUCUUCAUGUCCCUCUGGGUGGCGACGUUCCUGGAGCACUGGAAGCGUCGGCAGAUCAGUUUGAACCACAGCUGGGACCUCACAGGACUAGAGGAAGAGGAGGACCACCCGAGGCCCAAGUAUGAAACCGUCCUGCUCCAGAAGAGACAGAUGAUGAGGAACAAGGAGAAGAAGAAUGACAAGAAGAAGAAGAGGAAGAUAGAGCCUGUGCAGCGGGAGGAGGACGUGGCGGCAGGGAAAGACAGGUGGAGACAGAGGUUACUGUCUGCUAUGAACACUGGGACAUCG